Molecule: messenger RNA, 3443 nt
Organism: Phaedon cochleariae (mustard beetle)
Lineage: Eukaryota; Metazoa; Arthropoda; Insecta; Coleoptera; Chrysomelidae
Source: the annotation of a GenBank genome assembly
CUGAAAUAUAAUUUCAAAAUAAAUCUGGUGCGGAUCUCGAUACCUAUAGUUAUCAUUGAAAUGUACUGUAUAUUUCAUUAUCAAUGUAUGUUCAAUCAUUUCAAGGGUGACAUAACUCAAUUUGUGACUGUUUAUUAUUGUUUUUAUCAGUGUAUCAUUUCGCGAGCACAUUUUCCCACGUUGGAGCUUAAUUAACCUUAUCAACGACUGAAUUUAUCUGCCAGGUAAAAUAAUUUAAUAUCUUAUCAGCUCAGCUGGUUGCGUUUCACGGAUUACUGCACAUUUGGUGAACACUUCUGUCAGUGUUUUGUGAAUAAUUCAUUAUCCAGAAAAACGCUAUGGUCGUCUACCUCUGCCCUGCCGACAGAAAAUACACAUGUUCCUGGGAAGGCCAAGCUGAAGACAUCCUCCAUCACUUUGAGCUAGAACACGAUGAUCUCCUACAUUUCAGUGACACCUUCACCAUACUCCCCAGCGUACCCUCAGAAAACAGACUACUCCUCAUAGACGAAGAAAUAUAUCUGGCACAAGUAAAGUGCCAGCAAAAAAGCCUGGACAUUCGUCUGAGAUAUCUAGGACCCACUCGCCUAGCUAAAAAGAUAUCUUACAACUUACUUCUGCGAGUUGAUAAUGAAUUGGUUCCAGUUGGUGCUAUAAGUGUGCAGGACGGUAGCUACAUAGUGAAUUUGGACAAGAUUCAAGAGGCUUGCAUCAGAUGUACUCUGAACGUGACAAGGGCUCAGACUACUUCGGAAGAUGAAGCUGACUCAAUUUGCAUAAAAAUGAGCUUGGAAGAAACAGCGAGUGAAGCUGAUAAACCUGAGGUCGAGUUAAGACAGAAGCCUUCUGAGAUUUCACUAUCGCGAUCCAGAACAAUAAACUGGUUGGAUACGAAGAGAAAACUAGUAAGUAGGUGCAAGAGCACUUUGAGCUUGGGCGCCAUAAGUGAAACUGUGCAGAACUGUUCAAACUGCGGCAUCCAUCUUGUUCCUCCGAUUUACUUUUGCCCCUGUGGGCAGAGCUUCUGCGACCGUUGUCGAACAAGCACUUGUCAAAGCUGCAGAAGCAGAGUUACCGAAGACAGAAACUACGGACUGGAGACGAAGCUGAGCAGGUCGCCGCUAUCGCCUUGCAAGUAUCAGAAGUUCGGAUGUCCAUUGAAGCUUUUCACUAGUGAUUUGCGUGACCAUGAAACGCACUGUGUUUUCUGCGAAUACAAAUGUCCUAUAGGAGAGUGUAGCUUCGAGGGACAGUUCAGGAAUAUGGUGAAGCAUUUGAAGGUGAUACACGGCAGCACGAAGCUACUAGAAUGUUUUUUCGUGUCCUUCCAAACCCACCCUGAAGCUUUCCUGGCCAUAGAGGAAAAAGGGAUAUUCUAUUGCCGUAUGGUGUUCCGGAAUGCAACUUUUUUGUUCGAGGCUAUAUUCUGUGGACCCCCAGAGAGAAAAUUUUUCUGUGAGCUGCGAUUUAAGGAGGGAAAGAUGAAGCAACCGAUGAUGUUACACAGGACGGAAAAUGUAUACAGGGUGGAGAUUUCUCAGAUGGAAUUGAAGAAAAUGAAGCUGAAAGCUAAACAUGCUCUACUGACGAUAACUGCUUGAUACCUUGGUAGUCGUCAAGGUGAAUUGAUAAAUAUGUGACAAAAUAUAUUGAAUUCGGGGCGAAACAUCGAUGAUAUUUCGAUUACGUAUCCAUGUUAUCGUUUGAAAUUCACCAGCAACUUACCUCUACGGACAAUCUAUAAGAUGGCUUCCUAUGGAAAAAUAAUUUCAGAGAAAGACUUGGGAUAUUCAUGUCCUUCAUAAAUGUCAUAAUUGUGACUUCCUGGAUCGUAUUUUUCGAAAACUCUUUCAGAAUCAGAGAGAUCAGGAAAAACACUACAAGUGUAUCUUUAUUCUUAUACUGUACGGCACACUUCGACCCAAUAUCGAACAAAAUGCCGUUGAACGUUUCCAUGAUUUCGCACGGGCAUAUUGUAGCCACAUAUCGUUCAUGAAAUUCAUCCAAAGCCAUUUCUUACAUAUUGGUGUAUCAUUGGAGUUAGAAAGAAAACUUUCAAAUAUGAACAUAAAUGAUUCACAACUGAAAUCUGCUUCUGCAUAGUGAAAUAUGGAAAAAUUAUACUCAAUAUGAAGAAUUAUGGCUCAGGUAGAAUAGUUUUAUCCGAUUCAGAUAUACGUGCCAACUCAUACUACAUAGAAGUACUUUCAAAGAACUAUUGGAUAUGAUCUCAUUGCAUGUGAACUCUAUCAAUCAGUGAAUUAAAUUGUGAGUUUGGUGUUUUCACGAUUCAGAAAGCACUAAAAAAUAAGGUUGUGAUGGAUGUGAUUAAAUGGAUUGGAAGAAGUAUUUCCUAUCAACAGUAAAUGGGGCACCACCACAUUACUCAAUACAAGUGAGAGAAUACCUAGAGCGCCAAAUUCUCUAAUCGCUGGAUAGGUCGUGGCGGCCCUCAUUCUUGGCCUCCUAGGUCCCUUUAUCUCUCAGUUUCAGACUAUCAACUUUAGAAAAUAUAGAACGAUCGGUAUAUCAUAGUGAAGUCAACACCAGAGAGGAACUGAGGGAGAGGAUAGUUACAGAUUCAGAUAUGAUCAGAAAUAAUAGGCAAAUCAUUCAAAAAACGAGAGAUCUCUCGAAGAGAUGCAGAAAACGUGAAGAAGUUGAAGGACAGUUUGGGAAUCUUCGUUGGAAAAUAUCAAGAUGAAGACAAAUCCUUUCCAGAAAUUUUUUAUUGUUUUCAUAUUGUUUCCAAAAAUUAAGUCUGGUCCUGAACUUGUUUAUUGAAAAAAACAUAUUCUCAACUUUGCUGUUAUAUCAAUAUGCAAAAAAAAAUAUUGCAAUACUUUGAGUCGAAUGUAGAGAGUAAUGUGCCCGGGCAAAAUCGAAGAAACAUAUAUCAGUAUUUUGUUUGAUUUUUCUUCACCAAAUCGAUCGACGUGUGCCGUACGAAUUGAAGAGCUGCAACUUGUUGUGUUUUUCCUGAUCUUCUUGAUUCUCAUGAGAGUUUUCGAAAAAUACGAUCCAGUAAGUCAAAAUUGUAACAUUCAUGAAGAAAAUGAAUUUCCCAAGUCAAGCUCUGGAUUAUUUUUUCAUAGUAUGUCAUCUUAUGAAGUGUCCGUAGAGGUAAGUUGCUGGAGAAUUUCAGGCGAUAACAUCUUCGAGUUCCUGAAAUAUCGUUCAUGAGAGUUUCGCCCUGAAUUCAAAUAAUGCCCUGUAUUUUUGUCACGAAUAGACUUGGUAUGUUUUUUCACAUAUAUAUCAACUCACCUUGACUUCCUUCAUCCGCCAUUAGGCUAUAGCUGGUUAGUCAUGACUUACCCUGUAGAUUGAUCGAAGAAUCUACAUCUGUCAGUGUUUUUUCAUUUCCGGAUUGAUAUAGUAAUAUAUAUCACUAGGGAAAUCAAUCAGCUGUCAGUAAAUAAACUUCCAAAUUUCCAAGCUUC